Penicillium riverlandense is the source of this 216-nucleotide messenger RNA. It is a transcript of the gene grg1, whose product is annotated as putative glucose repressible protein Grg1. The record is from RefSeq and is a predicted model, not a curated record. NCBI's taxonomy places the organism in Eukaryota, Fungi, Ascomycota, Eurotiomycetes, Eurotiales, Aspergillaceae. The transcript has 3 exons. Bases 1 to 216 code for a protein of 71 amino acids.
AUGGACACUGUCAAGAACGCCGCUCACUACGUCGAGGAGAACGUUAAAGGCUCUGGUUCUGAGACUUCCAAGGAGGCCAACAAGAACGUCGCAAAGCACUCGGAUGCAGGCCUCGGCACCCGAGCAAGUGCCGCGAAAGAUGCUCUGAAGGACAAGAAGGAUGAGGAAAAGCAUGAUGCUAAAGCGGAAGCUCACAAAGAGGCUGCUAAGCACUAA